UGAUGUGACAGAAGUGACAGUCGGAUAUGGUGUGGAGUAAUUUAAAUGCUACACCCGUUUUAGUACUCAGAUUUGGGGAGGAAGUUUGCGUUGUUAAAAUGAACUCGUGUUCAGGAUUAUAAACAGGAGACGAGAGCUACAUGCUAACACCGCGGUGCUGUAGUGAGCGUUUAAUCCGAGCAGAACGGAGAAAUGUUUGAGAAUUUCAAAGAGAGACUGCAGAGCGUGCAGCAGGACUUCACAUCAGGAAUAAAGACCUUGAGUGACAAGUCCAAGGAGGCCAAAGUGAAGAAGAAACAGAGGAGAGACGAGUUUCUUCCUCAAUAUUCUGCUGGACUGGAGCUGUUGAAUCAAUAUGAGGAAACCUGGGUGUCGCUGCACAAACGUACCAAAGAAUCCGCCAAAGCUGCAGAAGUGGUGGAUGGAGAAGUGGUGAUGCUCUCGGCUCACUGGGAGAGAAGAAGAGGAGCGCUGCUCGAGCUGCAGGAACAGUUACAGCAGAUUCCAAACUUCCUCAAAGAAUUGGAGUCCAUCACUGCUCGAGUCGCUCAACUGGAGGAGAACUUUCAGGAGACGGAGAGUCAUCUGAUGCACUUGGAGGAUCUGUGUGGUCAGUGUGAGCUGCAGCGCUUCAAACACCUUCAGAUCGUACAGCUGGAGAACUACAAAAAGAAGAAGAGGAAAGAACUGGAGUCUUUUAAAGCUGAGUUGGAUGCUGAACACGCCCAGAAGGUCUUGGAGAUGGAACAUGCACAGCAAGCGAAGCUAAAGGAGAGACAAAAGUAUUUUGAAGAGGCGUUUCAACAAGACAUGGAGCAAUAUCUGUCCACUGGCUACUUGCAGAUCACCGACAGGAGAGCAUAUCCAAUAGGCAGCAUGUCCUCUAUGGAGGUGAACAUAGACAUGUUGGAGCAGAUGGAUCUUACAGACGUGUCUGACCAUGAAGCUCUGGAUGUUUUUCUCAAUUCUGGUGCUGAUGAGAGCAGUCCUGUGUCUGCAGUCAGAGCUCCAGAUGCCGAAAUCAGCCUGAAGGUUCCGAGCCACACAGAACUGAGGCAGAAUGUCUCGUCCAUCUCCUCCUCCUGCACGGACUCAUUCAGCGGCGUCACAGAGGGACCGGAUGAGGAGGAUGAAGAAGCCAGCGAUGAGAGCAGUGACCCCGGGCACUCGCCCCUGGUUCAGUGCGACGAGGAGGAGGUGCAGGCUGACACGACUCUCAUGGGCCUCCAAGAUGCUGAGGAGGGACCUAAAAACUCAGAUGAUAGUGACACAGGCAGCUCGGUGCCUUCUGAGGAAAGGAAAAAGAAGUAAAGAUCUGCACAGACUGCUAAACCAGAGACAUCACCUCCUGGACCCGAGUGCUUUGAACUCUGAGCCCCAGGUGGAGUUUUGAGGUGGAAAAUUGUAACUGCUCCAGCUAAAGUUUUUCAGGGGAAAAAGACUGGAUAUGAAAGAUGGAUUUAAUAUAGUAUAUACAAUAUAGUUGUAUGUGCAUCUGGACGGCAGUAUGGAUAGGCCGCUUAUACAUAAAGCCAAACUUUUCUGCUCAUUGCGGUUAAAUAUUAUUUAACCCACUAUGUGUUUUAUUCAUACAGUAUCCCCUAAGAAUUAAGCUCUCCCAUGUACCAAGUUUGUUCUCUUCCGUGGCCCGCACUAACAAUAGGCUUAUAAUAAUAAUAAUAAUAAUAAUAAUAACACGCUUACUGAAAUACAUUUUACAGUCAGAACAGAACACAGUGAACAUUCGAUCAUUACACUCAAAUACUCUUUUUGAACACUUCUGAGGCGGCUUUAGACUAGAUUUUGGUUUGUGGUUGUGGGGUUUUUACUCACUCAGCCACACAAGCAUGAUCCAUGUGUUCAGUGGGCUUGAGGUGCACAGAGAGUAUACUGUAGGAGCAUAUUUACAGGAAGAUAAUCAAUAUAACCGGUAUUGACCUUUGUGGCCUGUAAUGGACUGUGUCCAGAAACAUUUGGACAUGUUUAUAUACUGCCAAAAAAGCCGUACACUAUAAUAUGUUCUUUGACCGCCUUUAGCGUUGAUUAUGGUCCACAAUAUGGUGGUUAAUUUAUAAGUAAGACUGAUUCCUCAUGCUCCCAGGGCCACUCUUUUAUUAAUUUGAGACCUGGAACAUGUACAUGUUAUCGGGAAAGAAAACCGUCAUUGUCAUUCAGGACAUUCAGUGUCAACUUCAUUUUAUUGCCACAUAAUUUUUCCAAGCCUCGACCUAGACUGAAAAAAAGGUUCCAGAUCAUGACACUGCCUUUAGCAGCUUGUACAGAGGCAACUAUGCAUAAUGGGAGCAUCGCUUCACGCGCUUCCCUUCUUACUUUGACUCGCCAUCCACAUGACCAAGGUCCAACCUUGAUGCCCCCUAGCGAAUUUAAGCUUAUAUUUCCUAAUUAGAUUUACUAACAAAUGUUUUUUUUUUUUACGCACGCACAGCUGUUUAGUCCCAAUCAUGUGAAAUUUAGUUAUUGUGUGUGAGUGUGUAAAUUCUCUAACUUUUAUCAUUAAACAUCUUUUUGAAGAAACAAUUUUUAAUAUGCAACUUCACCAAAAGUUUUUUUCCCCCAACUUCAUCUCUUCCUUGCCGGGUGUUAAGGUUCAGUACGAUCCUUUCAGGUUUUAAUAAAGUAUUGGACGGCUCUUAACACAA
Clarias gariepinus (North African catfish) is the source of this 2660-nucleotide messenger RNA. It is a transcript of the gene dtnbp1a, whose product is annotated as dystrobrevin binding protein 1a. The coding region runs from base 193 to 1311 and encodes 372 amino acids. Gene Ontology annotation, biological process: platelet dense granule organization; negative regulation of protein kinase activity; regulation of synaptic vesicle exocytosis. NCBI's taxonomy places the organism in Eukaryota, Metazoa, Chordata, Actinopteri, Siluriformes, Clariidae. The record is from RefSeq and is a predicted model, not a curated record. The transcript has 10 exons. Gene Ontology annotation, cellular component: synaptic vesicle membrane; neuron projection; cytoplasm.